AUGGGGUUCUUGACAAAGCUGAAAGCAGUUAGUUCGCGCAACAGCGACCCAAGUAUAAGCUCAACCAAGGUCUCGGCCGUCUCUGAUGCGAAGACAAGGUACAAUUAUGCCAAACGCUCAAGGUUUCGCCAUGCAUGUGCUGCCAGAGACUUCUAUAUCAACCAAGAAUCGCCGCAUAAAGUGUGGAAGCCAAAUGAGCAGAUUAGCGGCGAGGCGGUUCUUGUCCUCAAAGAUGACUUGGAAAACGUUGCGGUAAGGCUUUCUCUUAUUGGAGAGGUAAGGAUUCGAGGCUCAGGCUCGAAAACGCAUUGCGACCAGCUCUUUGAAAAGACAACGCUGGUAUACGGAGACCAAGAAGAGGUAGCGCCAGAAACCCGCUCUAUUGUCAAUGGUCUCACAAAAGGAGAGCACCGGUUUCCUUUUAGACUUAAAGUCCCCUCUAAAAAUAUUUUCACGUCGAUUAAGUUCGAAAGAGGCUCCAUAUCUUACUGUAUCAGAUGCACGCUAGAACCACUGAGAUGUUCCGACCCAGAAAAAGUCCUAGCGGCUUGUGAGAAAAGCAUAUCAGUGAUGGUUCCUUUGGAUGUUAGUGACAUGCCUAAACCAAACACAAAAAGCGUUGUGUUGCAAUCCCCUUCAGCAGUUAAGCAAAUAAAGCUCGCAAACGGGGAGCAAGAUGCUAGCUCCAGCUUCACAAGGCGAACUGGCGGUUCCAAGAACUCAGGGUCAACAGUCAAUACAUCCGGCUCUCUCAAGACAGUCACAAUAAAUGUGGAUCUUCCCUCAUCUGGCUACGUGAUAGGCGAAGUUAUUCCCGUCAAACUGAAUCUCUGUCACUAUCGAGAAUACUCACAUUCAACCGGCCUAAUAGCCACGCUCGUACGGAUAUGCCGAGUUGGGGGUGCAUCUAAAGAGAACCCGAUGGAGAUGUAUCGUAAAGAUAUCUGCCAAACGGUCUCCCCAAUCUACGUCAAUCCAGAUACAUUUGAGUGUUCUGUGACAGUUUACUUAAAGAUACCGCUGGAUGCGUUUCCCACACUACGGUUGCCUGACAGGAAGUUUUCUUUCCAGUACUAUGUGGAAGUACUUGUCAAUCUUUCGAGAAAAAACAUCGCAUUUACUGAAUCCAACAGGGUCGUCGACACAACUACUAAUUCCCAUGUGUCUGCAUCUCCUGGAAAGACCAUAGAAGAGACAUUCACGCUGCUACAAAGAAAGAUUCGGUCCGGAUCAGAAACGGAGCCUUUCAAGAACAAUGACCGAGAAUCUAUGAUCUUCUUCAAAGACCUGAUAAACGUUGACAAGCUCAAAAGGCUGCGCAAUGUUACCGGGAUGUCAAUCGAGGUUAUCGUCGGUACAAAUAGGUCAGAAAUCCCUCAAGAUAGCAGUUUGGACGAAGUCGAAGAGAAUCCUGAAACGACAAAUUCUGGUCUGCAGAGUAUCGACUAUACUAAUACUGCGGUUAACAACUAUACCGUCGCGGGGUACUCGCCACUAGGUGACUGCAAGGAUGUGCUCAAUUUCGACGGAGGUUCCGUUUUACCUCUCCCAGUGUACACUCCAAACUCACAUUAUAACGCAGCCGAUGACAAGGAUGAGCUAGAGCUUCAGAGGCUCCAGGAACUGGAGAGCGAACCGCCAAUGGCAACCUGA
Messenger RNA from Lachancea thermotolerans CBS 6340, 1653 nucleotides. It is a transcript of the gene RIM8, whose product is annotated as Rim8p. NCBI's taxonomy places the organism in Eukaryota, Fungi, Ascomycota, Saccharomycetes, Saccharomycetales, Saccharomycetaceae. Gene Ontology annotation, biological process: ubiquitin-dependent endocytosis. The transcript has a single exon. Gene Ontology annotation, cellular component: cytoplasm; cytosol; plasma membrane. Gene Ontology annotation, molecular function: ubiquitin protein ligase binding; protein-macromolecule adaptor activity. The coding region runs from base 1 to 1653 and encodes 550 amino acids. The record is from RefSeq and is a predicted model, not a curated record.